CCCCUUUCACCGGCUCGGCCGGGGUGGCCUCGGAGGUCUUUCGCACCUGCGCGGCAGGAGUUUGGGGGGGAUGGGAGAGACCUAGGGAGACCCGGGGUUCCCGGUGGCCGCGUGACCCGCUUUGGGGCAGCCCUUGUCCCUGAUAAAAGAGGUGAUUCUGAAGGGUUAUCAAGGGCUUUUCGCCGAGUCCCAGGAAAUCUUCACCAGCGUAGCCGGGUUAUCUGAGGAUAGGCUUUAUUUAAUCCACGAACCCUGUGCAAUCAUGGGCAAAAUUGGAAGAGGUAAUGGACCUGCAUGCAAGCUCUGGAAGAAAGCAGCUGGAGAUAAUGAGGGAAGGGAAGAGAGGAAAUCAACAGAGCUUUGUGCAUCUCAGUGUGGAGGUGGAGGGAGGACCAGGCCCAUGGCUGCUGCCCACGAUGUGGAGAUGGAGAGCGUGAAUCUGAACAUGGAGAGAGAGGGGAAGGAAGAGCUGGAGGAGGAGAAAGUGAGAGAGGACAGGGAAGGCAAAGACUUGCCCAGGAGCAGAAAGGUCCACAGGAUUGUCUCAAAGUGGAUGCUUCCUGAGCCCGUCCGAAGAACAUACUUGGAGAGAGCCAACUGCCUCCCGCCACCGCUGUUCAUCAUCUCCGUCAGCCUGGCUGAGCUGGCCGUGUUUAUUUAUUAUGCUGUGUGGAAGCCUCAGAAGCAGUGGAUCACCCUGGACACGGGGAUCUUGGAAAGUCCCUUUACUUACCGCCCCGAUAAGAGGGAAGAGGCCUGGAGGUUUAUCUCAUACAUGCUGGUCCAUGCUGGAGUCCAGCACAUCGUGGGGAAUCUCUCUAUGCAGCUCGUUCUGGGUAUUCCCUUGGAAAUGGUCCACAAAGGCCUCCGAGUGGGGCUGGUGUACCUGGCAGGAGUGCUUGCAGGUUCCCUUGCCAGCUCCAUUUUUGACCCCCUUAAUUCUCUUGUGGGUGCUUCAGGAGGAGUCUAUGCGUUGAUGGGAGGCUACUUUAUGAAUGUUAUAGUGAAUUUUCGAGAAAUGAUUCCUGCCUUUGGAAUCGUCAGACUACUCAUCAUCAUCCUGAUAGUUGCCUCAGAUAUGGGAUUUGCUCUCUACAGGAGGUUCUUUGUCCCUGCAAACGGGUCUCCGGUGUCCUUUGCUGCUCACAUCGCAGGCGGGUUUGCUGGGAUGUCCAUAGGUUACACUGUGUUCAGCUGCUUUGACAAGACGCUGCUCAAAGACCCCAGGUUCUGGAUUGCAAUUGCUGCAUAUGUAGUUUGUCUCUUAUUUGCUGUGUUUUUUAACGUCUUCCUGUCCCCAGCAAACUGACUCGCCUCUAUUAUAAGCCAGUUAAUAAAAGUGCCACAUGGGGGAAAUGGAAAACUCUGUGAAGAAACAGAUAUCCCAGCAUAUGCUAAGAACUUUAUAAAGAUGGACAGCACCCGAUUCAUCCCUUCUGAGAGGAACUUCCAAUAGGAAGGUAGAAGAAAAGACAGAAAUCAAAGACUGGGUCUUCCGUGCACGGAGUAUGUAUUAUUCUAUGACAGAGACUUGAUAUCCUUGGGAGAUGUAAUUUGGAGUUUGUUUGAUAGACUCCACGAGAACUGUACUAUCCUGAGAAUAAACACUUUUCGUAUCUGU
Molecule: messenger RNA, 1621 nt
Organism: Peromyscus eremicus (cactus mouse)
Lineage: Eukaryota; Metazoa; Chordata; Mammalia; Rodentia; Cricetidae
Gene: Rhbdl2
Product: rhomboid like 2
Exons: 9
Coding region: 263-1309 (348 amino acids)
Cellular component (GO): membrane
Molecular function (GO): serine-type endopeptidase activity
Source: RefSeq, a predicted model, not a curated record